Rhodofomes roseus is the source of this 567-nucleotide messenger RNA. RefSeq names its product DSPc-domain-containing protein. The record is from RefSeq and is a predicted model, not a curated record. Gene Ontology annotation, cellular component: cytoplasm. Gene Ontology annotation, molecular function: protein tyrosine/threonine phosphatase activity; MAP kinase tyrosine/serine/threonine phosphatase activity. Lineage: Eukaryota; Fungi; Basidiomycota; Agaricomycetes; Polyporales; Fomitopsidaceae. The transcript has 3 exons. Gene Ontology annotation, biological process: protein dephosphorylation; negative regulation of MAPK cascade. Bases 1 to 567 code for a protein of 188 amino acids.
AUGAUCCGCUUCGACAACCUGCCGCCAGAGGUCAUGCAGGCCAUGUGCACGCCCAUGCACCUCAUCAUCCCGCCCUCCGCCGCCUACCACACCGGCGCCCUCUACCUCGGCUCCUUCUCCGCCGUCCUCGACGACCCCCUCCUCGACCAGCACCGCAUUGCCGCCCUCGUCCAGGUCCUCGACGCGCCCUGGGUCCCCGACCACACCGGCGGCUCCCGCCCCAUCGACUGCUACCGCCUCGACAUCCUCGACUCGUCCUCCGCCGAUAUCCGGCCCCACCUCGAGCAGGCCGUCCGCUGGAUCGACGACCGCCUCCGCAAGGGCGUCAACGUGCUCGUGCACUGCCAGCAGGGCGUGAGCAGGAGCGCGGCGAUCGUCAUUGCGUACCUCAUCUACACGCAGAACAUGACCUACGAGACCGCGUUUGAGCUCGUCCGCCGCAAGCGCGCGUGCAUCAAGCCCAACUCGGGCUUCGUCAGGGCGCUGCAGGAGUGGGAGAAGCGGUGGAGGAACGUCGGCGCGGACACCCGCCCGCCUAUGCGCAGGGCCUCCACGACGCCGCGGUAG